AUGCCUUUCCUCGGCUUCCGAUGGGUCGUCAACUUCGUGUUGCUGGCCGUCCCCAUCGGCGUCACUCUCGGCGUCCUGAUGGGACUUGACGCCGGCAGAAGCGCAAAUGGCGAGAAGCCGCUCUUCACAGAGCCCGACAACCCCGGGACGAUCCCCAAGAACAACGGCAUCACGCCCAUGGUUUCGUGCGACAAGGCAAUGGGUCUUCACCCUCUGUCCAAGGGUCAGGAGUACACACUGAACCCGAACCAGUGGGGUUGGACCGAAGGCACAGAUGGCGCGCUUUGCAUGAAUGUCACCACGUUCAACAACCAGACCUACGCGACCGACUUCAGCGCGCCCGAGUUCUACGUCACAUGGCGCUACCCCCGCGGCCCGGAGACGCAGCCCGUCCACGCGUUCCCCAACAUCAAGGUCGACGGCAGCAUCCUCCCCGUCUCCCUCGCCUCGCUGACCAACGUCGACGUCGACGUCGAGUGGUUCUACUCGGUGGGCAACUACACCACCGGCGGCACCACCGCCUCCUCGACCGUCGCCGCCGAGCUGGAAGAGAACGACACCAACACCAACUGCGCCAUCGACAUGUUCCUCGACGACGACAAGGAAAAGUCAAAGGACAGCACCAAGGCCAAGUACGAGAUCAUGGUCUGGCUCGGCACCUUUGGCGCCGCGACGCAGCCCAUCGGAUACCAAGCCGGCGCCGGCGUCAUCACCACCGAGACCAUCAACGGAACGACCUUCGAACUCUUCUUUGGCCAGAACAGCCAGCAGCAGUACGUCCUCACCUGGAUGUCGACGGCGCCGGUCCCGCACUUCGUCGGCGACCUGGCCCCCCUCAUCUCGAAGCUCACCACCAUGAACCGCGCCAACUUCCCGACGACGGCGACCUACAUGGGCUACAUGGGUCUCGGCUCCGAAGCUCUCUCGGCCACCGACGUCGUCACCUUCCAUGUGACGCAGCUGUCUAUGGAGAUCAAGGCGUCUUCUACGUCAUCGUAG
Molecule: messenger RNA, 999 nt
Organism: Colletotrichum higginsianum IMI 349063
Lineage: Eukaryota; Fungi; Ascomycota; Sordariomycetes; Glomerellales; Glomerellaceae
Product: Xyloglucan-specific endoglucanase
Exons: 4
Coding region: 1-999 (332 amino acids)
Biological process (GO): polysaccharide catabolic process
Molecular function (GO): cellulase activity
Source: RefSeq, a predicted model, not a curated record